AUGUCUGCGCAGUCUCUCUCGUGCCGUUCCUGCCUCGUAUGCCGCCAAUCCACAAAUAUGUGGUGCAGUCGAUGCCAAAGGGCUUGGUACUGCUCACCUGAACAUCUUCAGAGCGAUUGGCCACGCCAUCGUCUUGAAUGUGUAUCGAUAGACCCCAGCCAAGCCCAUUCGAUCUCCACGCCACCCUCCGCGCAGCAAGGCCUCAUUUCCGUCAUGGCCAUCUUGUUCGCACCCGAAGAAGAUCGCUCUCGAAUGAUUACCGUGCCAUGCCGCCCGCAAGGCACGGCUUCCCAGGGAAUAUGCCCGUUGCCGCUCGUGCACGACUACUUCAAAGAAGGCACUCCGAAUACCAUCAUUCUCACACAGGGUCUCAACGGCGAACCGCUGCGUUUCCCACUGCACAUUUGGUACUGUCCCAAAGCUCUUCAACGUGGCUCGCCUGUCAACCGCGCCAUUCACCGCAUCACGUCCGGUGCCGCCGCAAAGCCAUGGUGUGGUACCGCGAUUGUCCUCAAGUUCAACGGUUCGCGGAGACAGGGUUAUGCUGAUGCCGGCACGAAUGAUCUAGCCGCGUUAUCCGCUUAUUUCCUCGCUUACAAGUGA
Messenger RNA from Postia placenta MAD-698-R-SB12, 603 nucleotides. RefSeq lists its product as hypothetical. The record is from RefSeq and is a predicted model, not a curated record. The transcript has 3 exons. Lineage: Eukaryota; Fungi; Basidiomycota; Agaricomycetes; Polyporales; Adustoporiaceae. The coding region runs from base 1 to 603 and encodes 200 amino acids.